Camellia sinensis is the source of this 2217-nucleotide messenger RNA. NCBI's taxonomy places the organism in Eukaryota, Viridiplantae, Streptophyta, Magnoliopsida, Ericales, Theaceae. The record is from RefSeq and is a predicted model, not a curated record.
GUGGAUAAUUAAAGUGGAGAAAACGAGAGACGAUAUAAGAGGGAGGAGGCGGUGGUUUUAUUUUGGGGUGGGCUUUCCUUUCCAAUUAAAAGUGAGCAGUAGGAAUAGCAGUUGUGCUGCUUGGUGGUGGUGGUGGUGGUGGUGGUGGUGGGCUAUCUCAUAUAUCAUAUAUAAAUAUAUAUAUAUAUGGCUAUGGCUGCCGUAUCUCAUCAUCAUCCUCAGGCCGGCCACCUCCUCCUCCUAGUCAGUGGCGGUGGGUUUCGUAAUAAUAAUAUCUCCUACUCUAGUACUACUUCUACUACCAGGCGUACGCCUUCUCUCAAUUUUCGAUCCAAACCCAAAUGGUUUUCUUCUCCUAUCAGAUGCCAAUCAACUAGUACUGAUGAACCAAAAACAAGGAAUCUACUUGACAAUGCAAGCAAUCUCCUAACAAAUUUUUUAAGUGGGGCAAACUUAGGAUCUAUGCCAGUUGCUGAAGGUGCGGUUUCUGAUCUAUUUGGUCGACCUCUUUUCUUGGCACUCUAUGAUUGGUUUUUAGAGCAUGGUUCGGUGUAUAAACUUGCUUUUGGACCAAAAGCAUUUGUUGUUGUAUCAGAUCCUAUUGUUGUGAGACAUAUCCUUCGUGAAAAUGCAUUUUCUUAUGACAAGGGAGUCCUUGCUGAUAUUCUAGAACCAAUAAUGGGAAAAGGGCUUAUACCUGCUGAUCUCAAUACUUGGAAGCAGAGGAGACGAGUUAUUGCUCCUGGAUUUCAUGCCUUGUACUUGGAAUCUAUGGUCAAAAUAUUUACAAAUUGUUCUGGAAGAACAAUAUUGAAAUUUGAGGAGCUUCUGGAAAGGGAGGGCUUGAAUGGAGGGAAGGAAAUUGAGUUGGAUCUUGAAGAAGAAUUUUCAAGUUUGGCACUUGAUAUUAUAGGGCUUAGUGUUUUCAACUAUGACUUUGGUUCGGUCACAAAAGAGUCCCCUAUUAUUAAGGCAGUAUAUGGUACACUUUUUGAAGCUGAGCAUCGCUCGACUUUUUACAUCCCUUAUUGGAAUAUUCCUCUGGCAAGAUGGUUAGUUCCCAGGCAGCGAAAAUUCCAGAAGGACCUUAGGGUCAUCAAUGACUGUCUUGAUGGUCUCAUUAGAAAUGCAAAAGAGACCAGACAGGAAACAGAUGUUGAGAAACUACAGCAAAGGGACUACUCAAAUCUUAAGGAUGCAAGUCUUUUACGAUUUUUAGUUGAUAUGAGAGGAGCUGAUGUUGAUGAUCGUCAGCUAAGGGAUGACCUGAUGACGAUGCUUAUUGCUGGCCAUGAAACAACAGCUGCUGUGCUUACUUGGGCUGUUUUCCUUCUUGCACAAAAUCCUUCUAAAAUGAAGAAAGCUCAAGCAGAGAUUGAUUUGGUGCUUGGUCAGGGCAGACCAUCUUUUGAGUCACUUAAGAAACUAGAGUUCAUCAGACUUAUUAUUGUGGAGGCUCUACGUUUGUUUCCGCAGCCUCCGUUGCUUAUCAGACGCACUCUCAAGUCAGAUUUAUUACCAGGAGGAUAUAACGGUAACAAGGACGGAUAUGCAAUUCCCGCCGGAACAGAUAUUUUUCUUUCUGUUUAUAAUCUCCAUAGAUCUCCAUAUUUCUGGGACAAACCUCAUGAAUUUGAACCAGAGAGGUUUCUAGCACAAAAAAAUAGUGAAGGCAUAGAAGGGUGGGCUGGAUUUGAUCCAUCUCGAAGCCCCGGAGCAUUAUACCCAAAUGAGAUUAUAUCAGAUUUUUCCUUCUUGCCUUUUGGUGGAGGACCAAGAAAAUGUGUUGGAGACCAAUUUGCACUGAUGGAAUCGACGGUGGCAUUGGCAAUGUUGUUACAGAAUUUUGAUGUGGAGCUGAGAGGAUCUCCCGAAUCUGUGGAACUUGUUACCGGGGCAACAAUUCAUACAAAGAAUGGACUUUGGUGCAAACUUAAGAAGAGAUCUGAUGUUCAUUUGAAAAAGAGUGAGCAAUAGAGAUUGCACGCGUAUAAGCCAAUAAUUGUAUCUACCAUCUAGUGUACUCCAGGAAAAAAUUUACACAUUAAGUACUGUGAAAGCCUGAAUAUAUAUUUUGUCCUUCAUCAAUAUAUGUAAACCUAAUGUCUCAGGUUAUGUUAAUUUUCCUGACAUAGUCGAUCAAAGAUGGGGGAAAUUACCCAUAGGUCCCAUGUGGAACAUGUGAACACCAUUUAAUCCCAUAACUUUUUGAGUACA